Messenger RNA from Chilo suppressalis (striped riceborer), 6514 nucleotides. The record is from the annotation of a GenBank genome assembly. Lineage: Eukaryota; Metazoa; Arthropoda; Insecta; Lepidoptera; Crambidae.
GGAAAAUGGCAAAUUUCUUUAUUAAUGCAAAGGUGACUUGGUUUAUCGUUACUGUGACAAACGAAAACACUUUAUUUGAUGAAUCCUUAAAGAAAAUUUUAAUUAAUAUCAAUCAGGAGAAAAGUUAUUGCAAAAAUAUAUGUUGAUCCCUAGACACUUUUGAUGUGUGUAUGUAAUCCAGUUGGUUAUGGACUUCAAAAUCUAUUUUUUUUCAAGUUUAUUUUCACAAAAUGUUUCAUUUGGGUGGUUGAGUAAAUUCAAGUGUUAUUCAAAAAUCAAAUGGGCUGGCCGUGUCGGGGGCGGGUGCUGAGCAACUCUUAUUUAUCGUGGCGUUCGUACAGUACUAAUCCUUGCACUUAUCAUUAUGCGUAAGUUAAAUAAUAAUCUGCUUUAAUAAAUGGAAAUAAUGACUCUGUUUUAAUGUGGAUAAACAUGAGAUUUACGUGUCAGUGGGGUUUUAUGGGUCCGACACUUAACGACUGCAGACAGUGCCGUCUUUGACCUAUUGGAGGCCCUGGGCAUAUUAGGAUAAUGGGGCCCCCAUGACCCCCGUUUGGUGAUUAACAAGAACUAGGGAAUUUGUAUUUAAUCUGAGGGGGGCCCCUAUCGAUCGCGGGGCCCUGGGCCCAAAGUGGCCAUUGGGAAAGACGGGUCUGACUGCAGAUGCAGCCGGGAUCAACGGCUUAACGUGCCUUUCGAAACACGCAGGAAGACGACGAAAAAAAACCUUUUGGGCGGGGCAGGCGCGCUAAAGUUAUGUGUGAGCUCGUAACUUGACCUAAACUUGGUUCUGAUUGUGUCGUUGCUCUCGGGUGUGGGCGCUAAUUGGUGCGAUUGUUUGAUGUGGCGUCGUUUGAUUGGCUAUUAUCUAUUAGCUGGACGUGUAGUAUGGGCGAGCCGGCGACAUCGGUUCCCGUUCAAACGGUGUAUGAACACCCUUCUAUCCUCGUUCUGUGUUCUGUGCACUAUCCACAUGAAAUUCCUUACAUAGCUUACAGUUCAGAUGUAUGUUAACCAAUCAUUAAAUUGAUUCUCGAGUUUGGGGAGCUAUUUAAACUUAAUGGCAGCCUAGGGGAGAGAUGGGCAAGUUCAUAUACAUCCGAUGGCCUAGGGGAGAGAUGGGCAAGUUCAUAUACAUCCGAUGGCCUAGGGGAGAGAUGGGCAAGUUCAUAUACAUCCGAUGGCCUAGGGGAGAGAUGGGCAAGUUCAUAUACAUCCGAUGGCCUAGGGGAGAGAUAUGCAAGUUCAUAUACAUCCGAUGGCCUAGGGGAGAGAUGGGCAAGUUCAUAUACAUCCGAUGGCCUAGGGGAGCGAUAUGCAAGUUCAUAUAUAUCCGAUGGCCUAGGGGAGAGAUAUGCAAGUUCAUAUACAUCCGAUGGCCUAGGGGAGAGAUGGGCAAGUUCAUAUACAUCCGAUGGCCUAGGGGAGCGAUAUGCAAGUUCAUAUACAUCCGAUGGCCUAGGGGAGCGAUAUGCAAGUUCAUAUACAUCCGAUGGCCUAGGGGAGAGAUAUGCAAGUUCAUAUACGUCCGAUGGCCUAGGGGAGAGAUGGGCAAGUUCAUAAACAUCCGAUGGGCUAGGGGAGAGAUGGGCAAGUUCAUAUACAUCCGAUGGACAAGUGAGUGAUUGUAACUUUGAUUGCUUUGCUUUUGGCUACUAUUUUUAAAAAGGGUACUUAUCUUAUGUGGUAGAUGUAAGCUGCUCGUGGUAGGAGGAGGUACGGGCGGCUGCAGCAUCGCAUCACGCUUCGCCAAGAAGCUGAGGAACAAUGAUAUUAUUGUGCUGGAACCCUCACAGGUGCAUUACUACCAGCCCCUGUUCACUCUGGUGUCUGCGGGGAUCAAGGAGUUCAGCGCUUGCCACCGUCCCCAGCGGUCCGUACUGCCGGCUGCGGCCCGCUGGGUACAAGAUGAGGCUGCUGGCUUCGACCCAACCAAUAACACUGUAUACACUGGUCAAGGACACGUCAUACGUUACGAUUACAUGGUCGUGGCUAUGGGGAUGGAAAACAAUUAUGAUAAGAUCCGAGGGUUACAAGAAGCUUUGAAACACCCGUCGAGCGGUGUGACGACAAUAUACGGCGCCGAGUUCUGCCGCAAAACGCGGGAUUGUUUGCGGCAGUUCCGCGGCGGUCACGCGCUGUUCACGUUCCCCAGUUCUGGCAGCAAGUGCUCAGGAGCUGCGCAGAAGAUCAUGUACCUGGCUGACGAUCACUGGAGGCAGAGAAAGGUCCGCGAUCUAACCAACAUAACUUACAUCACGGGUGGCAAGUCAUUAUUCGGCGUGGAUAAAUAUGCGCGCGCCUUAUACAAAGUAGCCGCCGAUAGAGGAGUCGCCGUCAACUGCUGCAUCGAUCUGCUGGAAGUUGGCUGCAGGACUGCUGUGUUCCAGGAUAUGGAGGGAGGGAGAAUAGUGCUCCCAUACAACUUGCUGCACGUGACUCCGCCCAUGUCGGCGCCCCUCAGUCUCCGGCAGUGUCCAGACCUGGUGACUGAGCAAGGGUUCCUGGAUGUAGACCAUCACAGUUUACGUCAUAAGCGGUACAGCAACAUCUUCGGCGUUGGAGACUGCCUCGCCACGCCUAACAGCAAGACUGCCGCUGCCGUUGCUCGCCAGAGUUACGUGGUGGAGCGCAAUCUAUACAGCGUUAUGGCCGGCGAGACUCCUACCGCUCGAUACGACGGAUACGGCGCCUGUCCGCUGCUAACUUCAUACAAGAGAGGCAUUCUGGCAGAGUUCCUCUACGAUAAACGACCGCAUGAAACCUUUCCUUUCGACCAGAGCAAAGAACGACGGAUUCUCUACCAUCUCCAGACUUCCAUAUUGCCAUACGUUUACUGGAACAAAUUGCUGAAGGGCACAUGGAACGGACCAGCUGGAUUGCGGAGAAUAAUCAACCCUAUGGCGAAGAAAUAAGUUACACUUUUAAUAAAAAUAAAAAUAUUUUAUUGUCUAACUAACGUACACAUAAACAACAGUAUUUAAAAAAUAAACUCGAUAACUAGAAACUCAUUACUCGUUUAAUAAAUGCUAAAAACAGUAUUAUUUAUAUUCAAAUCUUUAUGCUUAAAAAAUAAUUAUUUACAAGUAGUGUUAUGCACAGUAAUAAAUAACUUUAACGAAAAACUUGCUGUUUUAUUUAUUACCGAUAUCACAAUAUAGAGGUAAUUUAAAUAACCUAAAUUACAAAUUUCUUUUUAUGAUCAUUUCUUAAUUUUCUUUCAUUCGGCUGCGAUCCUCAGUGGUCGGUCAUUGGAUGGGUGACCAAAAAUCUUCUAUCCCGAGUUCCUCCGUGCUUCGGAAGGCACAUAAAGCCGUUGUUCCCGGCUGCAUCUGCAGUCGUUAGGACCCACCAACUCGCAGCUCGCACUGGACCCGUGUGGUGGGUCAUGGCCCAAUCUCCCUAUUCCAUCCAUAGGGAAAGCCUGUGCCCCAGCAGUGGGCACAUUAAUAGGCUGAUGAUGAUGACCAAAUCUGAUAAAUAAAUUACAAUCUGCGUUCGAUGGCUUGAAUACAGCAUUUAAUGAUUUUACAAAUAUGUAGUAAAAACUUUACAAUCGCAAAUAGCUGAUUAACAAAAUAUUUCCUUUGGUAUUCUUUUCACUUUAAAUGGAUAUUGUACUAACCUACUUCGUAUUAUAUUCUACUAAGGGCCGAUUUUUCAAAACUCGGAUAAAACCUAACUGUUCAAUCAAUUAAUACUCAAUCAAAUAGAGAGAGAUGUCAUCCGUCACAUUACACCAAUGAACGUAAGUUAACUCUUUAUUUUGUCCGUCUAAUACGAUAUCAAACAGAUAAAUUUUAUCCAGUGGUCGAGAAAUCAGCCCUAUAUAAAUUAUAUUUUACUUUGGCACAUCGACAAACAUAGAUUAUGUAUCAAGUUACAAGUAGACUGCAUUCCAUUAUCGAAGUGUAACUAUGUUAUUUAAUGACAAAACACUGGGUCACUAGUACAAGCUUUUAAUGAUUAUUUAUUCGGCUAUAGGUUCUUCUUAGUCGGGCACUCUUGUCAGAGUGGUCGUGGUUGCACUGACAAGGUACUUGGUGGGGUGUUCUUUGGGUCGUUAUCAAUUCCGAGGGUAGCUCUCCUGGCGAUGUGCUUCCAUUUCUGACGGUUCGAGGCGUCGCGAGUACACUGGACCAUGGUGACUAAUGGUCAGUACACACGUAACGAUAUAUCGUAGCGAUUUCAAGCUGUGCAGAUAAAUCGAACGUUCCUAGUGACUCCACACGCCUUCGAUAUCGGCGUCGAUUGUUUGUUCUCCGCAGAAGCUCACGCAAGAAACAUAUCAUCCACGAUGGAAGAUUAUGACGCACUUGAAAUUUUUUUGAGUUAUUUAUUAUAGGUACUUUUAAAAUUAUUGAUUGGCAUUUGGUUCGAUGGCUUUGUAUUUUUCGACAAGCCUGUUAUAGGCAUUUUUUUUUAUUGCGAUCAUGAUAAUCCUUCUCUUUCUUCUUCCGAUAUGUUGCCAUUUAAGAGCCAGCCGCUGCCGAACUCAGCGAUCGCCAUCCACACGCGACGAUAAAACUGUGCAAACGCAAUCGAUAACGAUUUAUCUAAUAUAAAUUGCAACUGCCACCGACGAACGAUAAUCGACAACGAUUUGUCAUACACACGUUCGAUAAAUCUGCCCAAAUCGAUCUGCACAGUUCUAUCGUUACGAUAAAUCGUUACAUGUGUAGCAGGCAUAAGUAGCCUUUGAGAUGGCGUCUAUCCAGCGGGUUGGUCGACCGCGUGCUCUCUUGCCAUCCACCUGGCCUUGAACUACCAGUCUUUCCAUCGAAUUCUCAUUUCUAGAGAUGUGACCAAAGAACUUCAGUAUUCGUAGUUGCACAGUUGACGAGAGUCUGUCUUUAACACGAAGCUCAUUGAUACGAAAUGCCGUCCACGGGAUCUUUAGGAGGCGUCUCCAGCACCACAUCUCCAAUGCAUCGAUCCUGCAGUCUCAAAGACCAUGUUUCGGCUCCAUAAAGAAAGAUUGGAAACACAAGGCAUUUCAUCAUUCAGCCUAUAGGUUAAAUGUACCUAAAUAUUUCUUUUAUAUAUAACCUAAGUAGCUUCAGAAAAUCGUACGUUUACCAGACUAUUGUGCGGUUGUCGUGCGGCUACCGUCAUGUAAAUGAACGGAAGCCGCGCGGUUGUCGUACGGCAGAUGAGCUGCUCUACAACAACCGCGCAGCAUCAAAGAUUUGUGCUGAUAAUGGUGUCGAUUCCGGCAGAUUCUCUAAAGCUAAACUUAGAUUUGACCAAAGUGUGUGGGAAGGCCAAAGGGUCUAAAAAGCUUCCUCCGAGCUAGGUGAUGUUAGCUCGGGGGCAUCGUAUAUAUGAACUGUUGGCUACCGAAUUUCACUUGCGCGAUGUAGGCUUCCUUACGUUGUGAACGCAGCGCCGGUAGAGCCAUCCCUUGAGGAGGCGAAUGAUUAUUUCCUCCAUGUUAGUUAUAUGUGGGGCAUAUAGAUGUCGCCGCCACAAGUGCAUCCUUGUCAUUCUCUAUACAGAAUGAAAAGGAGAGACUGAUGUUAAAUUUAGUUUUAAGUUUGGAGAAUCACGCCAGAAUCGACACCAACGUGUAUAUAGCCAAAAGUAGAAAUGGUGUGAAACAGGUAGGUAAAUAAAAACUUAAUCUUUUUACCAAAAGAAGACCAGAGUUAAUUAUAGGAACUAAGACAGAUCGGCUAUAUUGUACUUGUCAUUGUACCGACGUUAGUGAAACAUAUUUAUGAAUCCGGUUUGCGGAUAAUUAAAGGUUUAAAAAUGUUUAAAGUUCUCCAUAAGUCCACUCCAGUAGCCAGAUUUUUGCAACAAACAUUAAUCAGUUUAUAAUUUUUAUUAUUUUUAAAGCAUGUAACUGCUUCAUGUUUAAAUCUAAAGAAAAUAUAACUAGAAAAAAUUCCACGCGAACCAGGCAGCAGACGGGACUCGAACCCGCACCCUUCGCAAUCCGGGCGAAUGCACUGACCACGUUGUGGGUUACUUAUAAUGCGAAGAGAUGGCGCUGCCUUGCAGCUUAAGAAUCGACGCGGUCCGUGAGGGCCGCGGUAGCAUAAUUGGUCAGUGCAUUCGCCCGAAUUGCGAAGGGUGCGGGUUCGAGUCCCGUCUGCUGCCUGGUCCGCGUGGAUUUUUUUCUUAUUAUAUUUUCUUUAGAUUAAUCAGUUUCUUCAUAAAGUUCUUCUCACUGAUCUUAAUUCAAGUUCUAUUCAGAGCGGCAUAUUGUUCCUUCUCCGUGCCAUUCGUGUGUUUGGCGUCUAUGGCACUCUGUCUCUUCCGAUUGAGGGCCGCUCGUCGUAUCCUGUACCGUUUCCUGGUGACGACGAGGUAGAUUAUCAGUACAACGGCCACUGUAAGGGAGACCGCUAUGCUGAUGCUGAGGAUCAGCGUCAUGGUGCUCAUGUGGAAAGGGUUCCCUUCAGUCGACGCUUCCAGCUGAAAGAGAUAAUUAAUAAUUUUACUGACAAUUGGAGCACAGAAUAUAUACACUACGCGAAAAGAAGCGACACUUAAGCAUGUGUGCUCG